Molecule: messenger RNA, 1442 nt
Organism: Ichthyophthirius multifiliis
Lineage: Eukaryota; Ciliophora; Oligohymenophorea; Hymenostomatida
Product: protein phosphatase 2c, putative
Exons: 9
Biological process (GO): protein dephosphorylation
Molecular function (GO): protein serine/threonine phosphatase activity
Source: RefSeq, a predicted model, not a curated record
AACAAAUGAUCUAAAUCUAAACUUCAAAGCAAAUUUAAGAUAAAAAAAAUAUGAACGAAAAAUAGCAUUAACAUAGAUUAUUAGUAGGUUAAAAUUCUUUUAAUAAAAAUGCCUACUAAUAUGAAAAAGUUGAAUUAAAAAUGCAUUAAUCAGACUAAUAUAAUAAAAUUUAAACUUCUGCAUUUAAUAAUGAAUUUUAGAUAAAAAAGACUUUAUAAAAGGAGGAAUAAAAUAAUUAUAAUCCAAUAAAUAAUUUCAUAUCUUAAUUAGAAAAAUACUAAUAACAAAAUGAUUUGUAAAGACUUCCUCCAUUAGAUAAAUAAUAAUAACUUAAAUAAAAAACAAAAAGAGGAAGUGAAAUAUUAGUAAGAGAAAGUUAGGCAUAUGAGAAAUAAGUUUACAAACAACAGUUAAAUAAAAUAAUAUAGAAUUCAAAAUUAUCUGAAUAUAAAAAUUUAAAAUAAAACAUUUUUAAUAUAAAAAGCAUAAAUAAUUAGAAAAAUAGUUCAUAAUCUCUUCACCCCAAAAAAAUAUCAGUGGAAACAUAAUAAAAGUCUAGUUUUGAAGAAUUAGAAAAUGACUAUGAAAAUAAACAAUCGCUUUCAUAAUAAAUAAAUUAAAAAGAGUUAGUUAAAUUUAACCAAUACUGUCCUACUUUUAAUGUCGUAAGUAAUAAGUAAUUAAAGUCAACUACUGAUUAUAAUAAAAAUGCUAAAAGUUAGUUAUUAAUUACUUAAUAAAAAAAAGAAAAUAUCGAAAAACAAAUAAAUUCGACAAAGCUUUAAAGUUAAAAAAAUCCUAGUUUUGAUAUUUAAGAUUUAUAACUUAAUGAUAGUUUAUAUUUAGGAAGUUAUAAGGAUUAAAUGGGAAAAGUAAAAUAAUUUUAGAUUAGUACUUUAAUAAAAACAAGAGCUGGACAAUAUAGUCCUCACGAAAAAAAAAUAAACUAAGAUUCCAGUAUAAACAUAUUGAAAAAACAUAAUGAUUAAUAAAUAGGAUUUUUUGGUGUAUUAGAUGGGCAUGAAUAAAAUGGAGGAAGAGUGGAACUAUAGACAGAUGAAAAUGGAUAAAAUGAAGGCAUAUAUAGGGUCUGGAAUAAAAAUAUGACUUACCCAGGUUUAGCUAUGUCGAGGUCUUUAGGAGAUAAAGCAGGAAGGGAAGUUGGAGUUAUUUCAGAACCGGAAAUUGUAAAAUUUGAUAUAGGAGAAGAUGAUAAAUUUAUUGUUAUAGCAAGUGAUGGAGUUUGGGAAUUUCUUAGUAAUGAUGAGGUAUGUAAAAUUGUAUAAUCUUAUUAUAAAACUAAUAAUAUUAAUGGAGCAGCAGAAAGUAUUAUAAAGUAAUCUGUAAAGUUAUGGCAAGAAAAUGAUGAUACUAUUGAUGAUAUUACUUGUAUAAUACUAUUUAUUAAAAAUAACGAUGAAUAGAAAAUAAAUAAAAAAUGA